This is a messenger RNA of Oncorhynchus mykiss (rainbow trout), 4675 nucleotides long. It is a transcript of the gene jak2b, whose product is annotated as Janus kinase 2b. The record is from RefSeq and is a predicted model, not a curated record. Lineage: Eukaryota; Metazoa; Chordata; Actinopteri; Salmoniformes; Salmonidae. Gene Ontology annotation, cellular component: cytosol; cytoskeleton; membrane. Gene Ontology annotation, molecular function: growth hormone receptor binding; histone binding; non-membrane spanning protein tyrosine kinase activity. Gene Ontology annotation, biological process: cell surface receptor signaling pathway via JAK-STAT; protein phosphorylation; intracellular signal transduction.
AGUUUAAAGCUACAAUUGGCUGGUGUUACUGUUAUGCAGAUCUCCAUAAGGGUGGUAGCUAGAACUGACAUAAUACUGCUAGCUGACUUGCUGGGAUAGCUAUUAACGUUACCUUAUGCCGUAUUCUUAUUUUUCUGGUAUUAACUAAAUUGUAGUUUAGAAACUGUUUUCGACAUAACGUUGUCUUUAUAACGGGGUUGAUAGCGCUGUGGGAGCUUGACAAGUUGUGCCUGCUUUUGAAAACUUAGCCUGUUAGCUAGUUUAGCUAGCCGGGGGUUGGCACUGGGGAUCAGACUCGGAGAGCUGACCAGCUGGCUUGCUAGCCACUUUCUACCAGUCCGCUAGCUAAUGUUAUUGGCCAAGCUAACGGUACUGUAACAAUGCAAGUUAACUAGAUAGCUAUAUUCGCUAGCUAACUGUUAAGGCUAGAUAAAUCGUUUCGGGUAAACUGUGGUGUAGCUACAUGGAUUCGAUAGCUAGUUAGCCUGACGACAAGAACAUAACAUCUUAGCUUAACGUUAGUCCUCGCUACUGUACUUUUUUUGUUUCGUGAAGGGGAAGAAUGGAGAGAGACACUAUUUUGAGAUACAUUGAUAAAUGAAUUUUCAUCUGGCAAAGAUUGAUUUACAAGAAUUGGAUCGGACCUGGCGUUGACAAGCAAGCUGUAAACUCGCCCUGCUAGCUAGCUAAGUGGGCUAACGGUAGCUGACUGGCGUCAACAACCGAGCAGCUGAUUGCGGAUGGCCGGUGUCUCUGUAUUGGACAUGGAGACGGCUUCAUGCCCUCCGGUCCCUGUGCACCAGAACGGGACUGCUCACCGGGAGCCUCGGGGGUCCAGGCCAACCGCUGCUCCGGUGCUGCGGGUCCACCUCUACCACAGCAGCCUGGCUGGGCUAGACUCAACCCCCCUCAGCUACCCACCGGGGGACUACGUAGUCGAGCAACUGUGUGUCAAUGCAGCGAAGGAGUGCAGUGUGUCGCCUCUGUACUGCAGCCUGUUUGGGCUCUUCAGAGAGAGAGACGGCAUGUGGUUCCCCCCGAACCAUGUCUUCCAGCUAGAUGAAUAUGCCAAUGAAGACAUGGUCUUCAGAAUAAGGUACUAUUUCCCUGGCUGGUACAGCAGUGGAGCUACGAGGGCAUAUCGGUAUGGAGUCACCAAGGGCUCUGAGAGUCCUGUCCUCGAUGACUUUGUCAUGGCAUACCUCUUUGCCCAGUGGAGGAGUGACUUUGUGAAUGGCUGGGUGAAGAUCGCCAACACACAUGAGACUCAGGAGGAGUGCCUUGGCAUGGCUGUAUUGGACAUGAUGAGGACAGCCAAGGAAAGACAAAUGUCUCCGCUGGAUAUCUACAAUUCCAUAAGCUACAAGUCCUUCUUGCCCAAGGAAAUGAGGGCUCACAUCCAGGACUGCAACUUCGUGACCAGGAAGAGGAUCCGCUACCGCUUUAAGAAGUUCAUCCAGCAGUUCAGCCAGUGCCGGGCUACGGCACGCGACCUGAAGCUCAAAUACCUCAUCAACAUGGAGUCUCUCGAGCAGGCCUUCUAUACAGAACGCUUCCAGGUCAGGGAAUCCUCGGCAGGGCAGGUCACCAUCAUCGUGACGGCUGAUCAUGGCAUCCAGUGGUGCAGAGACGGGCACAAAGACACUGAGCAGGACCUGCAGACCUACUGUGAUUUUCCAGACGUUACUGACAUCAGUAUUAAACACGCCAAUAAGGAGGGCUCGAUGGAGAGUCGAGUGGUUACCAUCAAUAAACAAGACGGCAAGACUCUGGAGCUGGAGUUCAAUUGCCUCUCUGAAGCUCUGUCCUUUAUAUCGCUGAUUGAUGGCUACUAUCGUUUGACGACAGAUGCACACCACUACCUCUGUAAAGAAGUGGCACCCCCUGCACUGGUGGAGGCCAUUACCAGCCACUGUCAUGGUCCCAUUUCAAUGGAUUUUGCAAUUAAUAGACUGCAAAAAUCUGGGAACAAGCGGGGUCUGUACAUCCUGCGAUGCAGCGCUAAGGACUUUAACAAAUACUUUUUGACCUUCACCGUGGGGGUAUACGAUGGAAUUGAGUACAAGCACUGCCAGAUCACUAAGGCUGCUAAUGGAGAGUUCAAUCUGAGUGGAACCAAAAGGAACUUCAGCAACCUCCAGGAAUUGCUGAGCUGCUACCAGAAGGAGACUGUGCGCUCUGAUGGCAUAAUUUUCCAGUUCAGCAAGUGUUGCCCACCCAAAUCCAAAGACAAGUCCAGUUUACUGGUAUCCAGGAGUAACAAGGGCUCAGACGUGCCGCUCUCUCCCUCCCUACAGAAGCGCAACAUCAACCAAAUGGUGUUCCACAAGAUCAGGAAAGAGGACCUGGAAUAUACUGAGAGUCAAGGCCAAGGGACAUUCACAAAGAUCUUCAAAGGGGUCCGCAAGGAGCUGGGAGACUACGGGGAGAUGCACCAAACAGACGUCAUCAUGAAAGUCCUGGACAAGGCCCACAGGAACUACUCGGAGUCUUUCUUUGAGGCAGCCAGCAUGAUGAGCCAGCUAUCUCACAAGCACCUGGUGCUGAACUAUGGCGUGUGUGUGUGCGGGGAGGAGAAUAUCAUGGUGCAGGAGUAUGUGAAGUUUGGCUCCCUGGACACAUACCUGAAGAAGAACAAAAACUCAGUCAACAUCUUGUGGAAGCUUCAAGUGGCCAAGCAGCUUGCCUGGGCCAUGCACUUCCUGGAGGAAAAGAACCUUGUUCAUGGGAAUGUCUGUGCCAAGAACGUCCUGCUGAUCCGGGAAGAGGAUCGGAAAACUGGGAAUCCCCCCUUCAUCAAGCUGAGUGACCCUGGUGUCAGCAUCACUGUCCUGCCCAAAGAUAUUUUGGUUGAGCGAAUCCCCUGGGUGCCUCCUGAAUGUAUUGAGGAUUCUACCAACCUGAGCCUUGCAGCAGACAAGUGGAGCUUUGGCACAACGCUGUGGGAGAUCUGCAGUGGAGGGGAGAAACCACUGGCGACACUGGACAACUCUAAGAAAAACCUAUUUUACGAGGACCGCCACCAGCUGCCUGCUCCUAAGUGGACUGAGCUUGCUAACCUGAUCACCAGCUGCAUGGACUACGAGCCCACGUUCAGACCCUCUUUCAGGGUCAUCAUCAGGGACCUCAACAGCCUGUUCACUCCUGAAUAUGAGCUGAUUGUGGAGAGUGACCUCCUGCCAAACAGAACAGCAGCGUCACCAUGGGUCACUGGGGCUUUUGAGAACCAGGAGCCAGUCCAGUUUGAGGAGAGACACCUCAUCUUCCUACAGCAGUUAGGCAAGGGUAACUUUGGCAGUGUGGAGAUGUGCCGAUACGACCCACUCCAGGACAACACUGGGGAGGUUGUGGCUGUGAAGAAGCUUCAGCACAGCACGGCAGAGCACAUGCGGGACUUUGAGCGGGAGAUCGAGAUACUAAAGUCUCUUCAGCAUGAGAAUAUCGUCAAAUAUAAAGGAGUGUCUUACAGCGCAGGUCGGAGAAACCUGCGACUGAUCAUGGAAUACCUGCCCUAUGGGAGUCUGAGAGAUUACCUCAUCAAGAACAAGCAGAGAAUAGACCACAUGAAACUGGUGCAUUAUACCGCUCAGAUAUGCAAGGGUAUGGAGUACCUGGCAACCAAGCGCUACAUCCACAGAGAUCUGGCAACCCGGAACAUCCUGGUAGAGAGUGAGCUGAGGGUGAAGAUAGGGGACUUUGGCCUGAGCAAGGUCCUGCCCCAGGACAAGGAGUACUAUAUGGUCAAGGAGCCUGGAGAGAGCCCCAUCUUCUGGUAUGCCCCAGAGUCUCUGACGGAAAGCAAGUUCUCUGUGGCUUCUGACAUCUGGAGCUUUGGCGUAGUGCUCUAUGAACUGUUCACCCACAGCGACAAGAACUGCAGCCCUCCUGCAAUGUUCAUGGGCAUGAUGGGUAAUGACAAGAAGGGCCAGCUGAUUGUUUAUCAUCUCAUUGAGCUCCUCAAGUCGGGCAGCAGGCUGCCUCAACCUGUGGGCUGUCCCAUGGAGAUGCAUGAGAUAAUGCAGGAAUGCUGGGAUAAAGACCCAUGUUUGCGGCCCUCCUUCAAGGAGCUGGCCCUGCGUGUCGACCUGUUCCGUGACAGCAAGGAUACGUAGACAAACACCCUAAGUGCCCCUCUUCUAAGAGACUGUUUUUCUGCAUUCACUUGGUUGCCGUGUGUGUGUGUGUGUGUGUGUGCGUGUGCGUGUGUGUGUGUGACCGCCCCCCCUGUCCUUUUGCAGUGUGGCAAUAGAUUGGACUGAGAACAAGAUCUUCUACCAGGACACUAUAGAGACACUUGUAUCAAACAAGGUCUCAUUUCUCUUGAGUGUGUUUUUUCUUUUCUUCUCCAGCCCUUUGUUUUCUAAGCUAGCAGGGCUAGCCUUCACCUUUCUGUCCCCCCAUCUGAAAAAUGAAAGUAUGCUGGACUGAUGGAACGGAAUGUUUCUUCUAUUUGUGUCGUUUUCUGGAUGUAUAUACAUAUAUUUGUGUACAUAUGUCAAGAGGAUUUUAUAAUUUUAUAAAAUGAAAAGAAUACACUGCAGUCUGUAUUUGAAAUGUUAGACAAGAAGUCAGUGUAAAUGAAGUACAUUUAGAGAUUUAAAAAUCCAUUGAUUUAAAAUUCCAUUGUGAAGCAGGUGUUGUAAGAUUAAAAUAUAUAUCCAUGCUAUAUGAAAAA